CUACGUAAAAGUAUGUCAUGUUGAUAACAGUAAGAAAAUCAACUGUAUUUAUAGAGAAAUGAACAAUGUUAGAAAUGGAAUUAAUAUAUUCACAUUUACAAAUCGGAGUAAACUUAAAGGAAUAUAUCUUCUUAUUUGGUUCGGCACGAACAAUGCAUAUUACAUGAACGGCGACAUGUACUGCAAUUCCAAACUUAGUAUGGUUAGUGAGAAGGUGUUUCAAGUCAAGGUGGAACUGAAUGACGACAAUAUAUACGACCGCCGGAGAUCUUCAUAUCAUGGAAGCGGAUCUUGCGAGCUAAAAAUAGAAGCUUGGUACAACACCUAUCACAAGCUUAUGUUCUAUUUUGAAAACCUGAACCUAGAUUGUAGCGAAGGUCAUCUUGAAUUUUUUGUCGUUCAGAAUACAGACUCGAGAGUAACGGGAUUAGAGCAUGACGUCUGUGGACCAAACAAACCUAAAGGUGUGUUUACAGUAGACACUAGGUUUUUACAAAUAAAAUAUAUCCCUCGAAAAAGUCAGCAGAUCUUAGACGUCUUUUCAGUAAUUAUUACAGCUUUCAGAGAAGACACGUGUCCACGUUAUGCCCAUAAAUGUGCCAACUCUCGAUGUAUAGAUGAAGACCUCGCGUGUAAUGGCUAUGACUCGUGCGGAGAUGGUUCGGGUUGUAACCUUGGCACGGGAGCAAUUGUUGGGAUAGUAAUCGGUUCCCUCGCCAGUGGAGCGUUUUUAAUCAUCCUGAUGGUAUGUUGUAUUUACAGAAGGAGGCGUGAAUGUAAAAAUGUUUUGAAUCUAGAUUCUCAUCAGGAAAGAAAUCAAACCGCUGCAGUGCGUCAUGACGAUUUUCCAACACGUGACCAAACUUCAUACUCUCUCGCAGACGAUACUUCAACACGUGAUCAAGCUCCAUAUCCCAUUUUCUCCACUGCUGUAACUGAAACAGACAGUGAAAUUAGGACACAGGCAAAUCAAGAAGAUUCGCUUCCAUCAUAUACAGCGCUGUUUGGCAAUAACCCAAUGGAAAAUAGACAAUAUCAUUUUACCAUGAUAAGUGGAAGCAAUUUAACAAACAUACAGUCAUCAACAAACAGUUCAACAAGCAUACAGCCGAACUUUCUGGCAAACGGUCAAGAAGAACAAAAUGAAAAUGCAGGUCAGCCUCCAUCAUAUACUGAGGUUUUUGGCAAAAUCCCAGUAGGAAAUAAGCAAUACCAUGGGACCUUAAAUGAACGCAAUUUAACACGCAUACAGUCAUCAAUGAACACUGUAACACGUGAACAGCCGAACUUUCUAACAAACAACCAAGAAGAACAAAACGAAACUAUUACUCAGCCUCCAUCACAUACUCAAAUCUCUAGAAACAUCACAUCAGGGGUAAAUGAUCUGGAAAGACCAACGAGAACAAUUUUAGAGACCCCUAUUUGAACAUUUAUUUUUGUGACAUUCUGAAUAAGAAGCAGAUUGGUGAAAGUUGUUUCAGGAAAUUGUGCAUAUACGUCUCUAAAGUUUGUUAAUCAGAUAAGGUCGAGAAACGAAUUUAUUUGAAACUUGUAACAGCUGCUCAUUUACAAUUACUUAUGUUCUUACAAUGCUUAAUACAUUUGAGGUUUUCAUCGGAAGUACUUUCAAAAUUUAAAUUUCCUAUCAUGAUUGCCCGACCAAGAUAGAAUUAUUUUAGCAUAAGUAUAAAUUAGAUAAACAUAGUUUACAUAAAAAAUAAUAUUGAUGCAAGACGUCUUGUAUUAUAUAUGUUAAAGAUUUACAUCAUUAAGUAUACAUUUUGUUGCAAGUGAGUUCCUGCAAUUCAUUAGAAAUGCAAGUUUGACAAAUUAUUAUUACCUGCCUUUGGUUGCGCAACCAAGAUGGAUUGAGAAAAAAUGAAUUCAGGUGGAAAAUGCAGCAUAGAAACUUGUCAUUUGAGUCGGAUUGUUGAAAUAUCCCUAUAUAUAUCAAAUAAAAGUGUAAAAUGAUGGAACAUUAUCGGGUGUAUCAUAUCAGGAGAAUAUGUAUACACAAAUCAUAUCUCAGUUUAAAAGCUGUUAUCGAAAAAAAACUAGAGCUGUCAGUGGACAGCGUGCUCGACUAUUCUCAGUGCUUGAUAGUAUAAUAUAAGCUAUGAGUAAAACUUUAACAUUACAAUAAGCAUAUUCUAAGUCGAAAAGGGACCAUAAUUCAGUCAAAAUGUUUGAUGGAGUUGUCUCCUCCUUUUUACUGACUGGGGUCAUGAUGGUAAACAAGUAUGCAAAAUAUCAAAGCGAUAUCUCAAUGGACUUUGAAAAUAUUUGGGGUGGUACGAAAACUUUAACAUUACAAAAAUUACGCAAACUUUAACAUUUGUAAGACAAAAAAAAAACAAAAACAAAAAAAACAACGUGUGUAGCAUUGAUGUCCCUUGUCACUACAUCUGAAGAGUGACAAAGAUCUGCACAAAAUUUACUAUUAUGUACACAAUGUUAAAAUGCACAUGAGCAUCAUUUUUGUUCGAAAAUCAUAUCGAUAAGGUAAGUAUAUAGCUAUAUCUAAUUUACAAUGCAGUCUGCUACAUAAAAACACAAUAAUCUGCAUUUUUCUUACUAUCCUAACCAAACACAAGAUAUAUAUAUAUAUAAACAACCUAUGUACAUGUAAAUUCAUUUUAAACAACGUGUGUUUAUAUACAAAACAAUAUGGGAGACAAAUUCAAAUCUUGGUACAGAAAUAGGAACUUAAUGAUAAAUAACAGGCUAAAGGUGAAACAAAUAUUUACACUUGCGUUAGCUCAAUUUUUUUUCUCCAGACCUAAACCCGUACUAUCAAUCACAACACGUAUAUGUACAUAUGAUAAUAUGUGUACUCCAUGAGUAUUGUAAUUAGAUGAUAGGCAUCUAUUGAGUAACGAUAAAAUGCUACAUAUAGACACUGUCAGAAUACUUACGUAUCAAUUAUCAAGGGCCAUAAUGGCCCUGUAUUGCUCACCUGAGUACCAUUGCUCAAAAUGAUAUGAUCAAGUUUUGACAUAGAGCACAUAGGCAUAUACAUUAAAUAUCAUCAGGAUAAACAUUUUCUUGUAACAGUCCCUUUUGACCUAGUCAGGGCCGAUUUCCUUACCAAGUUUGAGGCUCAUAGCUCAAAUGCUGCAUUUUUGUACUAACAUAACUAUUCCUUACCCUGGAAGACUUAAAUAGCAUUUAAAUCCAAUCUCGUUAGAUGGUGCUGAUAUAUAUUCGUUUACAUAAAAUAAAGGGCGGCUAUUUGUUAUAAAUUCAGUCAAAAGUUAUCUACCCUGAUUGUCUGAGUCCAUCUGAUGGCACAAAUGACAUUUCAAAUCAGUAUAUUCAUUGGUUACUGAGAAACACCCAUUUUAAUUUGAAAACAAAGGGAGGUAAUUUGACAUUAAAUCAGUCCAUAGUUAUCUACCCUGAUAGAAUCUGGUCAGUUCAAGAAAGGAAUCAAGAUCUUGUGGUGAUACAAGUUGUGUGCAAGUUUGGUAAAAAUCAAAUCAUAAAUGAAACUGCUAUUGUGCAGACAAGGUCAAAAUAGCUAAUUCUGGCCCUUUCAGGGACCAUAACUCUGGAACCCAUAAUGGAAACUGGCCAGUUCAACAAAGGAAUCGAGAUCUUAUGGUGAUUCAAGUUGUGUGCAAGUUUGAUUAACAUGAAAUGAUAAAUGAAACCUCUAUCGUGCAAAAAGACGCAGAGACAUCCGGCCGCAAUGAAAGAGAGAGCCAUUGCUUUUGUUAUUUUUUUAUUUUAUUUUUUUUUUUGAAUAGGGGGCCCUGGCCCUUUAAUCUGUUGUAAACGGAUUGAAGCUAUUGUUCUCUUUUGUUGUCUUUACCGUUAUAUAAUACCACUUUGUUAUUGACUGUUAUUGGGAAGAAAUAUGCACGUGUCAAAGCAAUUGCUUGUUUUUUCGCUUGUUUUUCGUCCCUUUACCCCUUAAUUACAUUUUCCUUUGGAUCAAAUUCGUAUGCACAUGACACUCAGAUAGAAUAUUUUAUUAUUUUUGCGCUAUAUAAAUGCCAUGUAUUUGUAUUUGUAUAUUAAGGUACAAUACAUAACAGUCGUGGUUGCAAAUCGUUCUAGUUGUUAAUUCGAGUUCACUGAAUAUUUUAUUGCCGAUAUUUUGACUUCAUGUUUGUUAUUAAAACUCUUCAUUUAAA
Mercenaria mercenaria is the source of this 4139-nucleotide messenger RNA. RefSeq lists its product as uncharacterized. Gene Ontology annotation, molecular function: protein binding. Lineage: Eukaryota; Metazoa; Mollusca; Bivalvia; Venerida; Veneridae. The record is from RefSeq and is a predicted model, not a curated record. The transcript is spliced from 5 exons. Bases 59 to 1426 code for a protein of 455 amino acids.